CGGCGGCUAGAGCCCGAGUUGUUUGCGCGAGCCCGGACUGCGCGUCGCUCCAAGGGAGCGGGGUCGGCUGGAGCCCGGCUGCGCUGGGCUGUGCGGCCUGGAGGGAGCGCGGCCAGGUGGCGCGCCAUGGACGCGAAGGUGGGCGGCGGCGGCGAGGAGGAGGAGAACGUGGACUCGGGCGCCGAGACCGGAGGGUCUGACUACAGCCACCUGUCCUCCACCAGCAGUGAGCUUUCGGUGGAAGAGGCUCAAGACCCUUUCCUGGUUAGCAUACACAUCAUCGCAGACCCCGGAGAAUCCCAGCCGCUGCAGGAGGCCAUCGACAAGGUCUUGGCAUGGAUCCACCCUGACCUUCCCCUGUUCCGGGUGUCUGAGAGGCGGGCUGGGCGGCGGCGGAGGAAGCCCCCCAAGGGGGCGCAGCCAGCGCUGGCGGUGGUGCUGUUCCUGCAAGAGGAAUACGGUGAGGAGCAAAUCUUGCAGCUCCACCGCAUGCUGCAGCGGCCACCCUGGCGCCACCACCACACGGAGCGCGUGCAAGGCAGGUUCCUGCCCUACCUGCCCUGCAGCCAGGACUUCUUCACGCUGGCCCCCGGGACCCCUCUGUGGGCCAUCCGACCUGUGCACUACGGCAAGGAGAUCGUGCGCUUCACCAUCUACUGUCGCCACGACAGCUACGCUGACAGCCUCCAGUUGUAUGAGCUGAUCCUGCGCCGGAGCCCCAGCCAGAGGAAAGCGGACUUCUGCAUCUUUCCCAUCUUCUCCAAUCUGGAUGUAGACAUCCAGUUCUCCCUGAAAAGACUGCCCUGUGACCAGAACCCGGUGCCCACCGACUCCUCUCUGCUGGAGUUCCGAGUCAAGGACAUAGGCGAGCUGGUCCCUCUCCUGCCCAACCCCUGCAGCCCCAUCAGUGAGGGUCGCUGGCAGACCGAGGAUCACGACGGCAACAAGAUCCUUCUGCAGGCACACAGGGUGUACAAGAAGUUCCCCAAACCCAGCAGAGCACACUGCUCCUCCGAGAAGAAAGCUCACUCCACUCCUUCACCAAGCGCCACUGUACCAAGCCAUACAUCAAGUGGCAGCCAACCGUCCUUGCACAACGACCGUUUCCUGGGGCCUGGCCAGACAGGCCUGCCUAGUGGGCACCAGCAAGAAUUUGCCAGGCAAACCAGCAGCACCCCCAGCGCCCCCUGGUCUUUCCAGAGAAGCAAAUCCUUGUUUUGUUUGCCCACCGGAGGCCCCUCCCCAGCUUCCUCAGCUGAACCACAGUGGUUUUCAAACACAGAUCCGCCAGAACACAGGGUAUCGAACUGUAGGCAUAGCCACCUCCUCUCCAUCGAUGACUUAGAGGGUGCCCAGGAGACAGAUGUGGACACAGGCCUCCGACUCUCUUCCUCUGACCUGUCCGUAGUCUCUGCGUAUUCUGCACCCAGUAGAUUCUGCAGCACUGCAGAAACCUCCCUCCCCUCUGAAAAAUGCAGCAGCCGUUGGUCAACAUGGAAGGGGCCCCGAGAAGGACCGCUGCCUGCUGUCAGCAGGGUGACCACAGAGGCCUCCUGGGCUUCCCUCCCUUUCUUUACCAAAAGGUCUGCCAGAUGCUCAGUGAAAACUGUCUCUGCUCCCUCGGCUUCUAGUGCCUCCUCACUCACAGAGCCAUCCCCAAAGGCCUCUUGUGAUGCUCCCAAAGCCACACAGACUGGCCAAGAUGCGUUACCACCCCCAGAGUUGGCUGGUCCUAGGGAUAACGACAUGGAGGAGUUCUACAUCUGAACGUUUCUUGUUUUCCAAAUACAAAUGCUGACACCAAGACUCAGGUCCCUCCCCCCCCGCCCCUCUGCUCUCUGUAUACACCAGUGUUUCAGGCCUGCACCCCAGGUCAGCCUGGGACUUCAUUAUCCAUCUCAGGGGGAUCAUUAGCACAUUUGCCGUGCCACUUGUUUAUAGCUGAGAGGUGGUACAUUUCUAGGGACUCAGUGAGAAAAUAGAGACAUUUUUAUGCAAAUAAAUUCUCAACCAACUUCAGUCAUAAAAUAUAUUUUUUGAUUACUCAGUUUGAUACGUGGUUUAGUGCCCUUAUACAAUUUAAAUGCUUCAUAUAAUUAUUUGAAAUGAAAGGAAAACCUAGUCAGCCAGAGUCGAUCUGGCAAUUUUUCAUGCUGUGAAAGAAAAACAAUUAAAGCCAAAAUGUUGAAUGUGGGAAAGAUACUAAGGACUUGCAUGAAAGAUCAUUUCACAGUAAGAGAAUGCACACCUUAUUGGGUUCUCCAGUUAUUUACACUGCCAGGGAACAGUGGCCCUGAUUAUUUUGGACAAGUCAACUUAAUAAGACAGCUAUCAACAUCUAUCAGACUGCAGAACGCCUCACUUUGAAGUCACGCAACAGCUGAAAAUCUGGAUUUAUGCAAAAGUAGCUAAUGCGUUUUGUUAGAAUUUAGCAUGAUUAAUGGACUCUUGGUGCAUUUAAAAUGUGAUUUGUGUUCCAAAAACCUAGAUUCCUGUAUACCUUUUCAACAGCACAUUCACAGUAAUGAAUGAGGGGCCGCAGAAGACAACACUCUGGGUGGAUUUGGAUCAUUGAGGAGGACUUGUUCCUUAACUUUAAAGAAUAAGAGGAUAUUAGGUAUAAUGGGCUUACUAGUCUUUUACUUAAAAAGCACAAUCUAAGGGCUACAUAUAUGUCUUUAUCUAAAUAACAGGAGCCACACUUUAUACUGCUUUCUCCAGUAAGCACUUGUGGCCACACAUUCUAUGUUUUUCAUUUUUAACUAGUUUGGAACACUUUAGCUGGCAUUUUGAUUGCACAGAUGCACAAAAUGCCCCUCUCCCUCAAAUGGGAAACUAUACAAAACGUUGUCCUGAACAAACACUGGUGCACCACUAGCCUUUGGUAAGUGCAGGAGACCCUUAAUUAAAGCUGGCGCUGUCGCCCGACCUUGGCUUUUCCUGUCCGAUGUGUGCUCCUGUCACAGUGUGAAUGGUAUUUAAAUCCCCCUGUGAGGGUAUGUUUACAGUUCCAAACCUCAGCAAUGCCAAGUGCCAGCAUCCUGGGCCAUGCCAAGCUGUCCCUGGAUGCUGUUUAUCUUUGGGGAAGAAGAACAUGGAUCUGCAUUGUUCAUUUCCCAGCCGGGUGCUCCUUGCCUAAGUUACUCAUGGCACCGAUUUCAUCUCCCUGGAAGUACCCAGAUGCCAUUCGGAUACAGCCUCAGAAUCCUUCCCAAUACCGGCUUCCAGGCAGCCAUUACCUGCCAUCAGACCGAGUCACAGCCUCAGGCCUGCCGUCCUCGUAACAAGAGCCUUAGAUCCUGCCUCAGACAUCCUGGACUUCCCAGGUCUCCGACUUGUAAUAUUCUACUCCAGUGUAAAUAACAAAAAUGUAGUCUCUUUGAAUUGUGGACCAAGAAUAAGCAAACUUUUCUGAUAAAGGGCUAGAUCGUAAAUAUUUUAAACUUUGUCAGAUUUUAAACUUCUCAGUCUCUGUUGCACCUGCUGCCAUUGUAACAUAAAAAAUAAAAUGUAAAUGAACUUGAGUGGCUGAGUUGCAAUAAAACUUUAUUUACAUCCCAGUGGCUCUGGAGGCUAAGGCAAGAGGAUCACAAGUUCAAAGCCAGCUGCGGCAACUUAGCAAGGCCCUAAGCAACUCAGGGAGACCCUGUCUCUAAAUAAAACACAAAGAAAGGGCUGGGGAUGUGGCUCAAUGGUUAAGCCCCUCUGGGUUCAAUCCCUAGAACCAAACAACAACAACAACAACAAAAACCUUUAUUUACAAGGAUAGGUGAUAGGCCAGAUUUGACUCAACGGUGGUAGCUGGCCAACCCCUGCUGGCCAACCCCUGAGCUAGCCUCCUACCUACAGUUGAUUGAAGAUUCUAGCCACAGUCAACAGCAAGAACCUAAGUCUUCACCCACUGCUUCUGGGGGUUGUAACAGCAAGAAAAUGGGCUACUCGGGUCAAGCCAAUGAUUACAGAACCACCGGACGUAGAACAAUAGGGGCUUCUUACUGCACAGCCAGUUUCUAGAAAACUACUCCCAGUCUACCUCCUGCCUGGAAAUAUGACGUGAAGUCCGUAGCUGAUGGUGAAAAGUAGUACGCUAACAUCAGAUGGCAGAGAAAAGAUAACUUAGAGACAAUGACAUCACCUCCAGUGAACGGGAGAGAAGCUCCUCGGUAGCAAAAGUUAACGAGGCAAAAAAAAAGCGGACCAGCUGUCCAGUGAUGGCUCCCAUCUUCAUCUUUAGUGGCUCCCCCAUUUUAAAACACUGGUUGUCCCACUGGGGUUACUUUAGAGCUCAACCCCAUGCUAUCUGGUCCCACCCUUUCUCAGUGCCCCACCCUCCUCAUGGUCCAGUCUACCAAACUGAGUGACCCCUAAAGAUGUCCAAGACACCCUUCGCAAAUGCCCCCAUAACACAAGGAGAGAAGGGAAGGGAAGACAAGCCCAUUACAGACUCCACGCACACAUGCCUGUGCUGUACUCGGGAAGUGGCAGUCACUCUGAAGAGUGAAAGGCACAUGUUUUAAAAAAAUGGAAGACUGUGGCUUCCAUUUCUGGCUGUACCACCAGCAUUUUCCCCAUCCAAAAGCACUCCUGACAGCACUGGAUCCUUACUCUUGGAGUACUAUCCCUGUAAUAGAGGCUGGCAUACUGUAGAUGUGCAGUAAAUGUGUUCAAUUAAAAAACA
Marmota monax (woodchuck) is the source of this 4678-nucleotide messenger RNA. It is a transcript of the gene Fam124a, whose product is annotated as family with sequence similarity 124 member A. NCBI's taxonomy places the organism in Eukaryota, Metazoa, Chordata, Mammalia, Rodentia, Sciuridae. The transcript has 4 exons. The coding region runs from base 127 to 1767 and encodes 546 amino acids. The record is from RefSeq and is a predicted model, not a curated record.